Molecule: messenger RNA, 2967 nt
Organism: Varanus komodoensis (Komodo dragon)
Lineage: Eukaryota; Metazoa; Chordata; Lepidosauria; Squamata; Varanidae
Gene: GPR183
Product: G protein-coupled receptor 183
Exons: 3
Coding region: 138-1238 (366 amino acids)
Biological process (GO): G protein-coupled receptor signaling pathway
Cellular component (GO): membrane
Molecular function (GO): G protein-coupled receptor activity; oxysterol binding
Source: RefSeq, a predicted model, not a curated record
ACUUAACAGACUACUAAUAGAAGAAUGAUCACAAAUCCCAUCCUAAUGAAUACAUUCAUUUGCAGAGAGCAGAAAAAGGAUACAUCCUUAUAAUCCAUAAAAGUCUCCUGAACUUCCUGGAGAUAACAACAUCAGCUAUGACAACAACAUCAACAUCAACCAUUCUGGUGUCUACAAGAAACCAGACUAACAUAACCUGUGAUCUAUAUGAACACCAAGAUUCAGCACGUAUCUUAUUGCCUAUUUUCUACAGUGUUAUUUUUGUAACUGGAAUACUUGGAAAUGGACUUGCUCUCACCGUGAUCUUUAAACACAGAAAAAAGAUGAAUUCAACUACAAUUUACUCAAUAAAUCUUGUUGUAUCAGACAUUCUUUUUACAACUGCCUUGCCCACAAGAAUCACAUACUAUGCACUGGGCUUUUACUGGCCAUUUGGAGAAGCAUUCUGCAAAAUCACUGCACUCAUAUUUUAUAUCAACAUUUAUGCAGCUGUGAACUUUAUGACGUGUCUGAGUAUUGACAGAUUUGUUGCUGUGGUCCACCCUUUACGUACCAAUAUCAGAAGAAAGAAAAGUGCCACGUACAUUAUUUGCUUUGUGUGGUUUCUUGUACUGGUCCAAACUCUUCCAUUACUUUCACUACCUAUGUCACAGAAGGUGGGAACAAGAAUUACAUGCAUGGAAUAUCCAAAUUUUGAAAAAAUCAAUAAUCUCCCUUGGAUACUUCUUGGUGCCUGCUUACUUGGAUAUGUAAUACCACUUGGAAUUAUAUUAGUCUGUUACUCUAAAAUUAGUUACAAACUUUGUCAAACUGCAAAAGAGAACCGUUUAGCUGAAAAAUCAGGAACAAACAAAAAGGCAAUUAAUAUAAUUAUUUUUAUCAUUAUUGUCUUCAUCGUCUGUCUCACGCCAUAUCACCUUGCCAUUAUUGUAUAUAUGAUUAAGAAGCUUGUGUUCGUCUAUAUUCCGUGCACUUCUCAACAAAUCUUUCAGAAGACCCUUCAUUACACUGUGUUCCUGAUGAAUUUAAACUGCUGUUUUGAUCCUUUCAUCUAUUUCUUUGCAUGCAGAGGAUACAAGAGAACAAUACUGAAAAUACUGAGACGCCAAGGAAGCAUUUCACUAUCAAGUGCAGUCAAAACAGCUCCUGAAGAAAGCUCCCGUGAUAAUAUGGACCAAAAGCUGUCUCCUGUUUCACUGUAUGAAAAUGUAAAUAGGAGAUCAGAAAUUAACAUUUGAAAACAUGAUUGAUUUCUAAAAAUUGACUCAUGAUUUCAGAAAAAUUUGGGAACAGCAAAAUCCAUGAACCAAUAAUUUAAAAAAAAUUAAAGCCAGUAAUUUGAAUCUGCGAGGAGUAGGGGAUGGAUACAUGCCACAGCAGCAGUAAAAAAUGACUAACAUUUUCUUUUCUUCAUACUUUGGUUUCAUAUCAUGUGUUUUUCCAAAAUGUUUUCAUCACAGAUCAUAGUAUGUCUUGUCUAUUUCCAUUUCUGCAUCUUAGUAACCCAAGCAAGAGUGUAGAGUCACUUUCUGAACUAGUUUUCCAGCAAAAAAGCAAGAAACUAAAAUUAAAUUUAAUGUCCAGUUCAUAUAUCCUUUACUCCCACAACUGACUCAAUAGUGAUAGAUGGGUAAAAAACUAAAUCUGGAAUGGAACAUUUAAUAAUAAUUGCUUUUUCAUAGAUAAUGCAUGAUAUAAAUUACUAAAUAAUUAGGCAAAGUUGUGUGUUCCAGGAGAAAAUAUGCAGACCAUAAUACCUCAUUUUAAACAUAUUAGGGAAUGAUGAUUGAGUCCAAAAGCCACUUGUAUCACACUGGCCCUAAAGUUCACUCAGUCUAUUCCACUGUCAUUCAAGAAUUGCAAAUGUUUUUUUAGUACACUUUACUAAUAGCCCUUGGCCAAUGCAGCUCAAGGAUGAUUCACAUUGGGCCCACCAACACCAACCACUGCCAGCCCUAUCUUCUGUCUUAUACAAUAUGAUCACACACUAGUCUAAGAAGGGGGGAUUUCAUCUAAGCUACCCAUAUGACUUCUCAACAAACAAAGAGCUCAUGCAAGAAUAUGUUCUAUACAUAUCCAAUAAUAUAUUUUAUGCUGACACAGUGUUAAGUAUAAGACUGCAACAAGUAACUCCUAGAUAGGAGGGAAUCAAUAGCAGAAUAUAGCUAGAAAGGGUAUUCCUUUCUGUUUGAUCACUGAUUUAAACGAAAAGCAUUCUCAUCUUUCACUUUCCAAAAGAAUCCAAAUGAGCAGGAUAAAAUGAUGUAACAUACAAAAUGGAGAAACAAUUCUGAUUAUUGCCAAUCUUUAAUAAUUUCUGCAUCCAGAAGCUCUUUGUUACAUAUUGUUUUGUUUGCCAUUGAUUUGUUCCUUUUCAUCCUUUCCUAAGAUGCUUGUAUGUUUCUUCUCUCCACAUGCUUUCUUAUCAGAAUUAAGGAAUUGCUACUUGGAACAGGAUGGCUUGGAUUUUUAAAAAUUUUAAGUACAUAUAGUUGUGUUUUGGCAACCAAAACCAAAAUAACCUUGUAGGAUUUAGGAAAACCUGAGCUGUAGAAAGUUAACCAAUACACAAAGGCAAAAAGAAAGUUUGCCUGAUGAAUGAUAUGUGUAAAAUCUGAUUUUAAAAACAAGAAAAAGGAAAAAAGCAGGGCAAUAGCUAAUCACUAUUAGUUAAGAUUUGUCCAUAAUAUGAGAUGAGAGUUAUUGUGACAAGGAGUAAAACCCGGUUUUAAGAAGGCGUUAACUUGUAAAUUUCUUAGCUGGAAAGAAGCCUAGAAGCAGAAACAAUGAUUGGCACAUGAGUCUGGAUGGUACAAGCUAUCUGUGGUAUUUUGUUCUGGAGAUAAUUCAAGUGAAAAUUAGCUUGUAUGUUUCAUUAUGGGAGUUUUUGUACUUCCUGAUGUUAUAAAUAGUGGUGAACUGGUGCUAAAAGGCAGUUGUUCUAUAAUAAACAAGGAACACAAGGCA